This is a messenger RNA of Lytechinus variegatus (green sea urchin), 1738 nucleotides long. RefSeq lists its product as uncharacterized. The transcript is spliced from 3 exons. NCBI's taxonomy places the organism in Eukaryota, Metazoa, Echinodermata, Echinoidea, Temnopleuroida, Toxopneustidae. The record is from RefSeq and is a predicted model, not a curated record. Bases 120 to 1409 code for a protein of 429 amino acids.
ACAGCGCAUUGGCAUUGCAUUACCAGGCCAAGGACACGUACCGUUGGACGAGUAGAAAACUGAUAAUUUAUCCCGGGAAUUAUUUUGAUGCUAUCAUUGGGUCAGGUGAGGUCAUCACCAUGGCAGCCGAAGACAUUGAGAAAAUCCUCAAGGAUCUCAACGCCAGAAAGGCCUUGCCUUUUUGGGACUUCAUCAAAGGAUCCGAGGGAGGUUUGGAUCCCCAGACACUACAGGCCGUUGGUAUCGAUCUUAUCGAUAUAAAAUACAAGAUGCUUAAGAAAGGCACCAAGGUAUAUGCCCUGGUGCCUUUGAAAGCAGCACCGAUCCGUGUUUAUACCAUGAACAUUGAAACUCUACACACCAUCCUGGCAGAGAACCCGCAGAAUGAUGAGAACGGUGUUUCGCGUGUCAGUGUCUUCGAGCUGACAAGCGAUAGUGUGAUGGCAAUGCAGAUCCGCGAAGACAUUGCAUCUAAAGUCUGCUCGCUGUGGAUAAAGUCCAAGGACAAGGACAAUGCUGCAGAAGAGACUGAGGGAAAGGACUAUCAAAAACUACUGCAAAGCAGGGACCCCAGUGAUAAGAAUUUCAUGGACCUGUGCAUCACAAGGUAUUACUUUCCCGAGUUCAUUCAUGCACUUGUAUACACGAGACAGAACAGCGCAUAUGAAGUCCUUGUGACUGGGUGUUUCGAUGAAUUUAUUAGGCAGCGGAGGUUUGUUCAGGAUGUAGUGCUUCCCAAAAGCUCCUUGAGCAAGCUCACUGUGGAUGAGGAUGGGUACCUUAGACUUGGUUCUUCUAGCGACGAACCAACCCAUGUUGCGGUCGACGUUGCAUACGCACAGGUCAAAGACAAGAAGGUAUCUAAAGAAUUCUCACAAAGUCAGCAGGUUCCGUCGUAUGAUGAUAAUUUCCCAACAGCUGAGGAGUAUAACGAUCACAAGGAGGAUGAUCACUCUCUCGAUUAUGAGUCCAUCGACAUUAAACCCUUGCCUACAGAAUCGGCGACAAUCGUGGCAAGCCCCCGCCCCGAUCAGAAGCCGCCACCACCUCCUAUCGCAGAACCAGUCUACAGCACCAUUGACAAGUCCGCCAAGAAACCCAGAGACAGGCAAAAGAGUGUUGAUCAACCCGACACCCCGGGGACACCGACUGGUACCAAGCCCCCACGCCCACCCCCGCUGGAAACCAUGCCAAACAGCGACGGGGAGUCCCCCGCUCCGAUCCAAAAGCCAUCCAGACCUUCAGCACCUCCCAGGGUCCUACGUGGCAAGUCGCAGUCAUCGCUUAAUUCAAGCCAUGGGAGCUCAGGGAAUGUGUCCUUGGAUGGCAAAGAUGAGGCCUUGGAACCGCCUCCUCGGACGAGCAUGAAGGUCAAAGGUCAGAAAUCUGAUACGAUGACGCGUUUUUAACAGCUUUGGCGCCAUUUUCAGGACAAAUUUGCCCCGAGCCCCAGUGCAAGAGAAGUCAUUCCCACGGAGGGAGUCUAAUAAAAAUUAUAGAAUCAAGUCUCAACAUGAGUGGCUUUAAUGGGGAAUGUAAAAUUGAUGUACUUGAAGCUGUGUUCACACAAGACCACCAUUAAGUAAAAUUUUGUACAAAGUAUCUUCUCUCAUCACAAUUAACCAUUUUUAUUGAAUUCACAACAUUUUUUUUAUGUAGCAACAUAAGACUUGAAAUGUUAGUCGAGUAUAUAUUCUGAAAAGUACAUUGCUCAAUUUAUUCAGGAAAACACACAAUC